Molecule: messenger RNA, 273 nt
Organism: Cylindrotheca closterium
Lineage: Eukaryota; Bacillariophyta; Bacillariophyceae; Bacillariales; Bacillariaceae
Source: the annotation of a GenBank genome assembly
AUGGGAGGACGUCACAAUGCCGCAGCCGAACCAAAGGCAGACCAAGAUUUGGAAGCUCUCAAGGCCGCCAAGAUUCCCCUUGCGUUUCGAGACAAGUGCGGACAUUUGUUGACGGGUUUGAACAAAUGCCGUCGUGAGAACUAUUACCAAAUGUCCAAGUGCGGACAUGAACGUCACACCUACGAAGAGUGUGAAUACUACGCUUGGAUGGAUCGAGUGGCCAAGAAGAAGGGUGUCGAGUACGAAGGAGUUGUUGCUCCUGUCAACCAUUGA